This is a messenger RNA of Auanema sp. JU1783, 330 nucleotides long. The record is from the annotation of a GenBank genome assembly. Lineage: Eukaryota; Metazoa; Nematoda; Chromadorea; Rhabditida; Rhabditidae.
AUGGUCGUUCCCACAUGUGUUUUGGAUAACUGGCAGGACUUGAGAGUGCUGGGUAUUUAUAUCGUAUUCGUAGGAUGUUUUCCAUCCUUGAUUGUCUCACUCUAUCAGAUCUAUUGGGUUCAUAUUUCGGAAACUAAUUUGGAAGAAGAGUGUGAGAUGGAACAUCUUGAGAAUGGGACUGAAUUUGCUGUUAUAAAAUCUAAAUAUUCGAAAGUUCGAACUCCCCGGGUCAAAAAAAUGGAGAAGCUAAGGGGGCGAUCUUUUAUUGUCAAAAAGUUGAAGAAGAACCCAACGGGCUUAUUGAAGAAGAAAAGGAAACUGAGCGUUUGA